UAGACGCGGUACAACUGGGCGUGCGUGACAGACAGUACAUGUACAUGUAGUUUUCUCUAUAUUUAAGAAGAUGUGAAAUGAGAUGCAUUUAUAACCUACCAGAGGAGAACUGAAGACAAAAGACAAAACGCAAAGACUAGUCAUGAAGUAAAACGGAUAUAUAGUUCAUCAACAGAGGGGUGAAAUAGGCCAUGUUUACCAAAAUAGGAAGAGGUCGACCAGGCUAAGACCACAAUGGAAGAACAAGGGAUACAAGUUCAUACCUGUAUGUAACUUUUAAAACGUGUAAUGUCAAAUGAUUUUCGAUAUCGGCAUUUGUUACUAAAACGCAACGUAAAUAAACGGACAGAUUCCUGUUUAAAACCAAAGAAACUUAUUGCUCAGUAAAACUGAUGACACGCUAUCAUGCCUAAUAAUACAGCCAGUGUAGAGGACAUAGCGGUGCAUAUAAACGAUGCAGUUAAUUCAUCAAACUCUUCUUUAACAAAUACCGCCAACGCUAACAAUUUUCCUGACGGACUGCCUUUAAUAAACUGUAUGAUUCUGUUUAUAGUCAUCGUUGUGGGACUUCCUGAAAAUGUAUGCGUAAUUUUGACAAUAGCAAAGAAACGCUCGUUCAGGACUUCUAUCAACACGCUAGUAGCUUAUACAUCUUUAAUGGACGUUUUACAAUGCCUCUUCGGCGCUACGCUUCAUAUGCGCCAGAACAUCUUGGGUCAGCGGGGCCUUAGUCAAUGGGAAUGUUACACGCUGUCAUUCGUUUCAGUUUUUACGAAUAUUACCAACGUUUGCCUGCUCGGUGCUAUUUCUGUACUGCGCUUGAUUCAGUUCUUUGCAAAGCAGAAUAACCAACCGAACAGAGUGCUUAUAUUCAUCUCUAUUGUCGUCAGCACGACGGUGGGGCUGACACUGGCUACAGCUGCCACUUUUUAUUCAAAAGCAUCUUAUUAUAUAUGCACGAACGACGACCGGCAGUAUUUACCCGGGACAGAGGAAGUCAUCAACUACACGUUAUUUCUGCCCGUAUUUGGCCUCAGCGCCAUUCUAAUCGUAGUGUCUUAUCUUGGUAUAUACUGCCGAGUUAGGAAAUACGCAAGGGUCAGUCCGACUGACCAUCAGGUAAUGACUACAGUAGAGAAUCAUGACGACCAUAGGGGAACCCAAAUUAAAAGUGUUACCCAGCCGCAGGCACUGCCGAGGGAGGUGCAGGACCAAAGUGGAGGAGAGCCUCAAAGAAAUGGCCAUGAACAGCAGGGGGCUGAUCCAGCAAUUUCGCAAGAUAUUCACAAAUGGGGGCAUCGAACAGAAUUGCAAGGCAUUCACCAAGGGGUGGAACCAGCAAGUUUGCAAGAUAUUCACCAAGGGGCGCAUCCAACAGGAUUGCAAGAUAUUCACCAGGGUACUGAUCAAAAUUUACCGCAACGCGAGCAGGUGCCCGAUAUCCAGCAGAUCCCACACCAGAGAAAUGACGUCUUGGCGGCAAGGACGUUUGCCUUAGUGCUAUUUGUAUGGCUACUUCUCUAUCUCCCACUACCCGUCAUCGGAGCCUGGAAGUUCAGGCAUGGAAUGACUCCCCAGCUGAAACAUAUCAGGUCUUUCUUCGCCUCUCUUAACUGUAUGAGCGCUGUUUUGAACCCCCUGAUCUAUUGGUACGGUUCAAAGAAGUUUCGGAAGGCAAUCAGCUGCGUGUGCCGGUGCUAGA
Molecule: messenger RNA, 1702 nt
Organism: Lingula anatina
Lineage: Eukaryota; Metazoa; Brachiopoda; Lingulata; Lingulida; Lingulidae
Biological process (GO): G protein-coupled receptor signaling pathway
Cellular component (GO): membrane
Molecular function (GO): G protein-coupled receptor activity
Source: RefSeq, a predicted model, not a curated record